AUGUUUGCAAAGCAUUUCUUGACAAAAUGGUCAAGUCCCGCUCUCGAAGUCAUCAUGAUACUUUUGAAUGCACAACGAAACAGUGUGUACGUGUCAGACAGGGUUUUACACCAUGCUCUCUCGUUUACACAGACUGCCGUGGCCCACUCAUAUUGUUGGAGAAUUGUCAAACCUCAUGCACUGGAUCUGAUCAGAAAUGUACUGUUCCCGCUAAUGUGUUAUACUGACGAAGACGAAGAAAUGUGGGAGGAAAAUGUUGAGGAAUUCAUCAGGUUCAAAUUUGGUGAGCAGGCGAUUAGUUGGUUCUAUCAUAAUGCGUAUGUUAUCUAA
This is a messenger RNA of Ostertagia ostertagi, 330 nucleotides long. The record is from the annotation of a GenBank genome assembly. Lineage: Eukaryota; Metazoa; Nematoda; Chromadorea; Rhabditida; Trichostrongylidae.